Daphnia pulicaria is the source of this 2134-nucleotide messenger RNA. RefSeq names its product rho guanine nucleotide exchange factor 3-like. The transcript has 6 exons. NCBI's taxonomy places the organism in Eukaryota, Metazoa, Arthropoda, Branchiopoda, Diplostraca, Daphniidae. The record is from RefSeq and is a predicted model, not a curated record. Gene Ontology annotation, molecular function: guanyl-nucleotide exchange factor activity. Gene Ontology annotation, biological process: positive regulation of Rho protein signal transduction. Bases 159 to 1970 code for a protein of 603 amino acids.
AUGGCAACCACUCUUUUGAAUGCACUCAACUGAAAUAAAUGGCUAGCGCGGGGAUCAAAGGAAUCCCAACGGCUGAAACCAUUUUAAAAUUAAAACUAAAAAUAUCUGACAUUUGAAACAUUUGAGUAUAUUAGUGACCAUUGAGUUAAUUUGUUAAAAUGCCUGAUGAAGAUUCUUUAUCUGUCAACAGCCUUUUCGUUGAACCACCCAAGCAACACAAGAGUUUCAGCCUGAGAAAACGGAAAAAAGAUCAAGAAGACAGUGUUAGCACACACUCACUUAAUUUGGGAGAUGAUGAAGGUCCUAGUAAGCGCAAAAAGAGGUUGGGUAGAGUAGCCUCGUUGGCCAACAUUUUCACUUCUUCUGGAAAGCCCCUGCAGAAUGCCAAGCAAGCACUCAAGAAAUCCAUUAGUGGAAUGCUUCAUCCAUCUGUAAAAGAACCAGCACCUCCUCAAGAAAGCCAACAUUCACCUACUCCUUCUGUUGUGUCAAUUCCUUCAUCACCAGCCCUUUUGAGAACAAGAGGAAGCAUUGUUUCAUUAAGCAGACUAUCGGGUUCCUCCAAUCUUACACCUUAUCGCCCACCAGCUCUGACUCCAACAAAACACAGAAUUAUACACUUGUGGAGUGAAACAUGGGGAAAAACAACGGCAUUAUCAUUAAAUAAUCAAGAAUUAAAAAGACAAGAGACUAUGUAUGAAUUAUGGCAUGGAGAGUGUGAUCUGAUAGAAGAUAUUUCAAUGUUACAGCGAAACUAUCAUGAUUCACUAUUACGCCUUGGAUUGAUCACACAAAGUGAAGCUGAACAAAUAUUUGGUGGGAUCCAUUCACUGUUGCCAAUCCAUUCCGAACUUAAAGAAGAACUGACAAAAGCCAAAGGGCCUGAUGGCUCUGUUGAAUCUGUGGGAAAUAUACUCCUCAAAUGGGUACCAAAACUGGAAAUCUAUGUGAUUCACUGCGCCAACCAAAUCAGAGCGAAAAGUGUUUUAGAUGAGAAAAGAUCAUCAGAUCCCCGCGUUGAAGAUUUCCUCACACGUUGCCUGGAAUCCCCUUUCUCACGUCGCCUGGAUGUCUGGAGUUAUCUUGAUGUUCCUAGAUCUCGUCUAGUGAAAUACCCUCUGCUAAUCAAGCAGAUCCUCAAGUUCACUCCGGAUAAUCAUGGUGACCACAAAGUGCUGGAGCAAGUCCUCCGAAUCCUUACAAACAUAUUGGAUCGAGUUGACAAAUCAACGGGACUCGGGCGCUGUAAGCAUGUCAUCAGCCAGAUCGAUGCAUCCGAAGAAAUGAGCCCCGUUUUGACAAGAGCUACGACGCUCAUUUGCGAUGGACCUCUGAAGACCAGCCAGGGCUUGAAGUUGCAGUGUUUCCUAUUCGACAGUGGACUGGUCUUGACUCGAUCACUCUCCAACAAUCGACUGAGUCUGUACAAAACGCCUUUCGAAGUGGGGCGAUUCAAAGUGGUCGAUUUGGGCACCAAAGUCGGCCGCAACAAUUCGUUCCUGCCGGGCUCUUCGGGCAGCGGUCUUGGAACCAAGCACGUUUUUAAAGUGGAGACGUUGACGGAUAAUGCCACGCUGGUGACGUUCAACGAGCACAACAAGAAGCAGUGGAUGCUCGGUCUUCAUCGAGUGGUAGAAGAAUGGCAAUCGUCACACAUCCACAUCAAGGAGACGAGUGAUCUUGACAGCCCUCGCAAAGCGCCCAAAAUCAAGGCCAGCUUGAAUAUCCGCGGAGCUAAUCGGCGCAAUUUAUUGCCUCGCGGAAAGUUGCAGGUGGUGAGUGCACCGCAACUUCCCCGUCAACCUAAUACUGGGGGGCAACAACCAAAUCAACCGACGCCUUCUCUCCAGCAGCCCGUCCGUUUCCUUCGAUCCAAAGGUUCCAUCUGUCUCAAUCAAACCUUGAGUCCCGAAACACACCGUAUCUGCACACGUUCUUGCACCAGUCUGAGAAACUCAGUUCAACCAUGAAACUUAUUAUUAUUUUUUUUUUUCGUUUUGUAUUUGCUUCUCAACAAUCUUCAUCAACAGCGGAGUAUUAAGGCAUCCGUUUUGUAUACUUUUCCUUCUUUUUUUUCAAAUGAAAUGAAAUACAUCUUGCGUCUAUCUGCCAAAUAGAAAGCUCUUUUGCUCAA